GGCUGAUUUUUUUCUUUUCCUCCCACCCCUCUUCUUUCUCGCCUCUCGUUUCCACAUCCGGCUGGCGGCUAGAGUUGCUGCCGCCACCACAACCACCUCCACCAUCCAUGCUCCUCCAGCUCCCCGAGAAGCUUAUCUAUCUCCUCCUGGACCUUCUAACUCCUCUUCCCCAAGAUUCGAGAUGGAAGGGAUGGGGAAGAAGAGGCGCCCGCUGAUGGUGAUGGACUCCUCGUUGACCGCGGCGGCGCAGACGGCGUCGAGGGGUCCAGAGACCGGGGCGUGGGAGUGGAUGGCAAGGGAGCGCGCAGCCGUCGACCCCGUGCACUGUCUCCCUCUCUCCUCAACGACUCGCGGCGAAGAAGCCGCUGGAGGAGGAGCUCGACCCGGACGACGGUGGCCGGAGGACGUCACCAUGGGGAUUUGCUGCAAAGGGCCACCGGAGGAGGAGCCCAACUACAGGAGAAUGCGGUGUAGCAAGAGCCUCGCCAGCAUCGUCGGCAUCGAGCAGUCCUCUAAAGCUCGUCCUCACCACCACGGACGCCGAAACGGCUCCAAUGGAAAGGUUGGAUGCUCACAUGGAAGAAGUGAUCUGAUUUUGCUCUCUCAUCUCUCUUUGUAGAUUUUUGUUCAUGCUGGGAUGUGUUCAUGUGUGGAAGCUGGGCUGUGUCUAUAUGUACAUUUUUGUUCAUGCAAGAAUUUUUUAUUUACACUCAUUAGAUUAUGUUAUUCUCAUGUGUAGCUCGUCAUUUAUCCAAAAUAUUGUUCUUCCAUUUGGGGCUUUAGUUGCAGAUUCAUGCUUAAAAUUAUAUUGUUCAGACG
Messenger RNA from Triticum aestivum (bread wheat), 819 nucleotides. RefSeq lists its product as uncharacterized. The transcript is spliced from 2 exons. Bases 182 to 619 code for a protein of 145 amino acids. The record is from RefSeq and is a predicted model, not a curated record. Lineage: Eukaryota; Viridiplantae; Streptophyta; Magnoliopsida; Poales; Poaceae.